GUUGAAAGCCUUGAAGAGGAGGGGUCACAAAGGAGGACACUCGGAAAAGGUGGGUCCAAGCCCUAAGUAGGGAGUUACAAUGCAGGUGUAGAGGUUGUUGACAGGGUCCUUUCCCUUUCUUGGUCACACUUCAGAGGUGAAACUGCUGAUAGCAUCCUUGCCUUGCAAAAGAGAUCUGAGCUGGGGUUCCAGGUUUCUACCUUCUGUGAUCUUUAGUUCUUUCACCUGGAAAAAAACUACAUUUCCCAUCAGCUGCCGUAUAGGAGAGACUUGAGUAACAGUUUUUCCAUCAUGGAGCUUUUAGGAUCUACCUUAACAGCAACUUAUGCCCACCCUGAUCCAACACCUACCAAUUUUCUACCAGCCAUCAGUACCAUGGCAUCAAGUUAUAAGAACCGAUUUCCCCACUACUCUUUGACUCAUAGCUUGAGCCUUCCAUGGAGACCAAGCACAUAUUAUAAAGUAGCUUCCUACUCACCUACCUUAGCUCCAUUAUCCAGAGGAUCUGAGGGACUAUCUGAGAACAGGAUGCUGCCCUUUGUUUCUAAUAGAACAGCACUUUUCACAAGGUAUACACCAGAUGAUUGGUACAGAUCCAGGCUAACAAAUUUCAAAGAGUCUGAAAGUUCCAGACAUAAUGCAGAAAGACUAAGGGUGGAUACAUCUCGGAUGAUUCAUGACAAAGAUCAACAAACAAGAAAUACCCAAUCAGAUACCACCAAAAACAUAGGAGAAAGAGUCAGUGACAUAGGAUUUUGGAAAUCAGAACUCAUUCAUGAGUUGGAUGAGAUGAUUGGAGAGACAAAUGCUUUUACAGAUAUUAAGAAAAGGUUGGAGAGAGCUUUAAUUGAAACAGAAGCACCUCUUCAGGUAGCCCAAGAAUGUUUAUUUCAUAGAGAGAAAAGGAUGGGGAUUGAUUUAGUUCAUGAUGAGGUGGAAAAACAACUCUUGACAGAAGUUGAUGUUAUUAAAUCUUGUCAUGAAAGAAUGAGAAGAUAUCUGGAAAAGGGUAUUGCUCAACUUGCAUCUGACAGAGCAGCCCAGCAUGAGCUUGAGAAGGAUCUCAGUGAUAAGCAGAUAGCAUUUCGGAUUGAUGAUAAAUGCCACCACCUGCGAAAUACUUCAGAUGGUAUUGGUUAUUAUCGAGGUGUGGAACGUGUUGAUGCUACGAUCUCAGUGCCAGAAUCAUGGGCCAAGUUUACUGAUGACAACAUUCUUCGUUCUCAGAGUGAAAGGGCAGCUUCUGCCAAACUGCGAAAUGAUAUUGAAAACCUAUUGGUUGUGACUGCAAAUGAGAUGUGGAAUCAGUUCAAUACAGUCAAUGUUGCUUUCACCAAUCGCAUAGCUGAGACGGCGGAUGCCAAAAACAAGAUUCAGGUGUAUUUAGCAAAGACACUACAGGAACUCUUCCAAUCUGAAAUGGCCUUAGAAGCAAUUCGAAAAUCCAUUAGGGACAAAGUUACACCUUUGAAGGUGGCACACACUAGACUGGAUGAGCGUAUAAGAAGACCAAAUGUUGAACUGUGCCGAGAUACAGCCCAACUACGCCUUGUUAAUGAAGUUCAUGAAAUUGAUGACACAAUCCAGAGUCUACAGCAGCGACUGAGAGAUGCUGAGGACACUCUACAAGCACUAGUCCAUUCCAAAACUGCCUUGGAACAUGACCUGGCUGUCAAGGCAAAUUCUCUCUUUAUUGACCAGGAAAAAUGCAUGGGAAUGCGCAAAAGUUACCCUAGCACUCUUAGGCUGGUGGGAUACUCAUAAACUUAUUCAAUCAAUCAUUACCAUUUAAUUGUUUGCCAUUAAAGAAAGGCAAGCCUGAUGGUUCUGUUGCAAGAUUAUAAAAACAGUGGAUAUGUUCACUCAUUAAAGGAUACUCUUAAUAUAAAUUAAA
Monodelphis domestica (gray short-tailed opossum) is the source of this 1894-nucleotide messenger RNA. It is a transcript of the gene TEKT3, whose product is annotated as tektin 3. Lineage: Eukaryota; Metazoa; Chordata; Mammalia; Didelphimorphia; Didelphidae. The record is from RefSeq and is a predicted model, not a curated record. Gene Ontology annotation, biological process: cilium assembly; cilium movement involved in cell motility. Gene Ontology annotation, cellular component: microtubule cytoskeleton; sperm flagellum; nucleus.